AUGUUGUUGUCCCACUGGUUUCUGCUUCUCCUCUGGUCACUGCUGGUUCUACUGAUUCACUCCCCCCUGACCCAGUCCAGACCAGCUGCUGCCCUCGCUGACACUGACAGUAUCAGUGACACAGGUAAGAGACAUGGGCCGCAUAAAGAUAUUACAUUCUCUCUCUUGCUUGCUUGCGCUCUCUCGGUUGUAGUUAACAGGCAGGGCUGUGUCUCAUUAGCCUUAUGUCUGUGUGUGUGUGCUUGUGUAUGCUCACUUGUGAGCCUUCUUUUCCUCUUUGUUGUUUAAUCUCUUUCAUGUCAGGCAGGGGGUUCUAGGUUCAGGCUGAGGGUUCUAGGUUCAGGCUGGGGGGUUAUAGGUUCAGGCUGGGGGUUCUAGGUUCAGGCUGGGGGUUCUAGGUUCAGGCGGAGGGUUCUAGGUUCAGGCUGGGGGUUCUAGGUUCAGGCUGGGGGUUCUAGGUUCAGGCUGGGGAUUCUAGGUUCAGGCUGGAGGUUCUAGGUUCAGGCUGGGGGUUAUAGGUUCAGGCUGAGGGUUCUAGGUUCAGGCUGGGGGUUCUAGGUUCAGGCUGAGGGUUCUAGGUUCAGGCUGGGGGUUCUAGGUUCAGGCUGAGGGUUCAGGCUGGAAGUUCUGGGUUCAGGUUGAAUGUUCUGGGUUCAGGCUGAGGGUUCUGGGUUUAGACUGAGGUUUCUGGGUUCAGGCUGCUACCAUGGUGGUUCAAUCCCACUGACUGUGUUCUGCUAUCUGGAACUGUUCCGUUAGUAGUGGGUCUCUAUUCUGAGCUAGAGAACAGAACAUACACUUCAAUUUAUGGGUGUCUGCAUGUGUGUUUGGGGUGGGGGGGGGGGGGGGGGGGAUUCUAUAUUGAGCUUGAAAGUAACUCAAUCUUCAAGGUUUGUCCAUUUAGUUUAAAGCUGAGGAUGUUUACAGUAAUUUUUCAUGGUGCUAUGGUUUACAUAUCCUGUCCACACACACACACACACAACUGGUUGGAUGUGGAACAGAAAUUCUGUUUUUGGUAGGAAAGGAUGAAUGCCGUCUGAAAGGAGCUGCUUUUAUUUGUGUUGGCGAAUCCUGUAACCACAACCAUCCUGACCAGCCCUAACACCCUGUGUUGUGUGCAUGCGUGUGUUUGUAUGCUCAUGCAUCUGUGUGUAUCUGUUUGUGUGUGUGUGCUCGCACGUUUGUGUGUGUUUUGCUUCCAACCAUCUGGUAUCCAGCUGAGAGUGUGUGUGUGUGUGGAUGUGAUACUGUUGUUUUGGAACACAUACAUUCUUGUUUUUCUCUCUUAGUCAAAAAUGUAACUUUUGUGCAGCAAACUCUUUUCCAUAAACAAAGCCUGCUUCCAAUUUCCCAUCUCCUUCUCGCUGCUUCAUUCAAAUAAAUGUUUAGGUUUUGGGAUUUCAACUAACUCCCCCUGCUUUUCUUUCUUUUAGUGGAUUCCUUUCUUUUUUUCAGUUCUUUUUUCACUUUUCUUUGUCUUUAUCCUCUCUCUCUCUCUCUCUCUCUCUCUCUCUCUCUCUCUCUCUCUCUCUCUCUCUCUCUGUCUAUUUCUGACAACCUCUCAUUAGUAAUUUUCCCCCUGCUAUGAGCAGGCAGUAUUCAGGACCUCCCAAAAUGCAGUUUUUGUAGACCUCUCCCUGUAGAUGACAGACAUGCUGCAUUCAAGACCUCCCAUAAUGCAGUCUCUGUAGACCUCUCCCUGUAGAUUACAGACAUAAUGUAGUGAGUUUGGGGGCUGGGAUUCGGGGAUAGUCUGUGGUGAUGCUGAUUAUGGACCUAAUCUCUGUAGAUUAUAGGAGAUAUGAUGACUGUUUUUCUGGUCUAGGUCCUGCUGAGAGGUGGGGAGGUACGGAAUCUGUGGCAGAAAUGUCCUGAGUUAGUAAUAUAUUAGUAAUAUAUUGCAUAGUAAUCAGUAUUCCUGCUGAGAGGUGGGAGGUACGGAAUCUGUGGCAGAAAUGUCCUGAGUUAGUAAUAUAUUAGUAAUAUAUUGCAUAGUAAUCAGUAUUCCUGCUGAGAGGGGAAAAGGGAUGUGUGGUAGAAAAUGUCCCUGCUUAUAGUAAUCACUGAUCUGACGUGGCCGGAUCUGUGAAUGCUGUGGAAUGGAACCUGAUCCGACUGUGUCUAAUGGUAGAAGGAAGUAGGCUUUUUCUCAUUCAACGUAUUCAAACAGGACCCAUUAAAGCUCUGAAACCUGCUGCUUUUCCCUCCUCUUCCCCAACUCACCCCUCCUCCCCCAACUCACCCCUCCUCACCCUCACAUCCCUCCUCACCCUUUGUUCACAACCAUUUGUCAGGAUGAAGGUGCUGAUGAUUAGUGUGUUUGUUUAUCUCUGAGCUGGGGGUUAGGGAGCUACAGGGGAACUGUGUGUGUGUGUGUGUGUGUGUGUGUGUGUGUGUGUGUGUGUGUGUGUGUGUGUGUGUGUCACCUUAAAGGGGUAAAAAGGUGAAAGGUUAAUCUUUAAGCCGUUUCCCUUUUCACUCAGCGGGAGCAUCCCAGACCCCCACAGAGUAACCCCGCCUCAGCCCUUCCUGUUUAAACACACACACACACACACUGGUUUCUAACUCUGGUUUACAUUUUCUUCUCUCUCCAUAGCUGACAUGCUGGCAUCGUCUGAGGAUGAAGAGGAUGAUGAGUCUUCUUCAGAGGAAAAUAAACUAUCCAACAAUCAGAAGCUCCAAUGUAAGCUCCUUCUCCUGUCCUCUUUCCCCCGCCACUCUCCUUUCUCUCCCCUUCACUUCCUCUAGCUUAAUUGGUAUGAAAAAGUAGUCACUAGCCAAACCAACUUAAGAAAGAUUGAUAUUGAAUAUUUUUUUUUUUAAAUAUAAGUAUCUCUCCCUCACUCUCUAGUGAUGGCUCCUCAGUGGGCGACUCCAGACAAGAUGGAGAAGAGGCUCCAUGCCGUUCCUGCCAGUAAGACUGUUAAAUUCCGUUGCCAGGCGACUGGUAAUCCCACACCAACUUUGCGGUGGUACAGGAAUGGGAAAGAGUUCAGGAAAGACCAGCGCAUUGGAGGCUUCAAGGUAUGUGUUUUUGUACAGCCCUCUGCUACAUACUGUGUUGCCUGUUUAGUUGUGUAUCAUCUGUUAAUGGCCCAGUGCAGUCAAAAACGUGUACAAAACAUUACGGACACCUGCUCUUUCCAUGACAUAGACUGACUAGGUGAAUCCAGGUGAAAGCUAUGAUCCCUUAUUGAUGUCACUUGUUAAAUCCACUUCAAUCAGUGUAGAUGAAGGGGAGGAGACAGGUUAAAGAAGGAUUUUAAGGAAGGUGUUCGUAAUGUUUUGUACACUCAGUGUAUACAUUUCCACACUGAGGUUGGAAUAAUACUGUGAAAUUGUGAAAGUUAUAUGAAUGUCCUUUUAGUGGAAGAGCUGUGUGAAAAGAACGCCUGAAAUUUCAGCCUGUUUUGGUGGGAUGGAGUUUUGGCCUGCCUGGUGACAUCACCAUGCGAUAAAUUAGUUAAUAGAUCAAUAAGACAGAGAGUUCCAAACCUCCCUGCCAAUAACAGCUAGUUUUCAUUGUUUCCCUACCCACUCAGACCAAUCCCAGACAGUCCUAGCAAAAUUCUUGCUUCAGAAAUUACUCUUGCUAAGAAGCAAUUUUUGUUUCUUUUUGAUUAAAAAAAACAAAAAAACAAUCACACUAAGGUACGUAAUUGUUACCCAACAUUUUUUAUUUGAUAUUGAGAUAGAAAUGGCUGCAUUGAGCCUGUAAGUCAGCAGGUAAGUAGUAUACCUUAAAAGCAAAUAUUACAGUACCAAGGGGUACCAUGUAAAAAGGUAACAGCAGGGGUCCAAGCACUGAGCCUUGGAGAACACCAAAUUGUACUUAUUUCUACUUUAAAUUACAAACACCACACAAAAUGUGUAUUUUUCAUGGCUAUUCUCACGUUUUCACUCCUUUGCCUCUUUCUCUCACUCUCUUCGUCUCUCGCUCUCUCCCUCUUGCAGCUCCGGGACCACAUGUGGACUAUAAUAAUGGAGUCAGUUGUUCCGUCUGAUAAAGGCAACUACACCUGUCUUGUGGAGAACAAGCACGGCAGCCUCACACACACCUACCAGCUGGACGUAGUGGGUCAGUAUGUGUGCAUAUAUAAAUAUAUGUUUACUCUUGAUGUAUGUACAGUGGGGGGAAAAAGUAUUUAGUCAGCCACCAAUUGUGCAAGUUCUCCCUCUUAAAAAGAUGAGAGAGGCCUGUAAUUUUCAUCAUAGGUACACGUCAACUAUGACAGACAAAAUUAGAAAGAAAAUCCAGAAAAUCACAUUGUAGGAUUUUUAAUGAAUUUAUUUGCAAAUUAUGGUGGAAAAUAAGUAUUUGGUCAAUAACAAAAGUUUCUCAAUACUUUGUUAUAUACCCUUUGUUGGCAAUGACACAGGUCAAACGUUUUCUGUAAGUCUUCACAAGGUUUUCACACACUGUUGCUGGUAUUUUGGCCCAUUCCUCCAUGCAGAUCUCCAAAGAUUUUCUAUGGGGUUGAGAUCUGGAGACUGGCUAGGCCACUCCAAGACCUUGAAAUGAUUCUUACGAAGCCACUCCUUCGUUGCCCGGGCGGCGUGUUUGGGAUCAUUGUCAUGCUGAAAGACCCAGCCACGUUUCAUCUUCAAUGCCCUUGCUGAUGGAAGGAGGUUUUCACUCAAAAUCUCACGAUACAUGGCCCCAUACAUUCUUUCCUUUACACGGAUCAGUCGUCCUGGUCCCUUUGGAGAAAAACAGCCCCAAAGCAUGAUGUUUCCACCCCCAUGCUUCACAGAAUGUAUGGUGUUCUUUGGAUGCAACUCAGCAUUCUUUGUCCUCCAAACAUGACGAGUUGAGUUUUUACCAAAAAGUUCUAUUUUGGUUUCAUCUGACCAUAUGACAUUCUCCCAAUCCUCUUCUGGAUCAUCCAAAUGCACUCUAGCAAACUUCAGACGGGCCUGGACAUGUACUGGCUUAAGCAGGGGGACACGUCUGGCACUGCAGGAUUUGAGUCCCUGGCGGCGUAGUGUGUUACUGAUGGUAGGCUUUGUUACUUUGGUCCCAGCUCUCUGCAGGUCAUUCACUAGGUCCCCCCGUGUGGUUCUGGGAUUUUUGCUCACCGUUCUUGUGAUCAUUUUGACCCCACGGGGUGAGAUCUUGCGUGGAGCCCCAGAUCGAGGGAGAUUAUCAGUGGUCUUGUAUGUCUUUCAUUUCCUAAUAAUUGCUCCCACAGUUGAUUUCUUCAAACCAAGCUGCUUACCUAUUGCAGAUUCAGUCUUCCCAGCCUGGUGCAGGUCUACAAUUUUGUUUCUGGUGUCCUUUGACAGCUCUUUGGUCUUGGCCAUAGUGGAGUUUGGAGUGUGACUGUUUGAGGUUGUGGACAGGUGUCUUUUAUACUGAUAACAAGUUCAAACAGGUGCCAUUAAUACAGGUAACGAGUGGAGGACAGAGGAGCCUCUUAAAGAAGAAGUUACAGGUCUGUGAGAGCCAGAAAUCUUGCUUGUUUGUAGGUGACCAAAUACUUAUUUUCCACCAUAAUUUGCAAAUAAAUUCAUAAAAAAUCCUACAACGUGAUUUUCUGGAUUUUUUUUCUCAAUUUGUCUAUCAUAGUUGACGUGUACCUAUGAUGAAAAUUACAGGCCUCUCUCAUCUUUUUAAGAGGGAGAACUUGCACAAUUGGUGGCUGACUAAAUACUUUUUUUCCCCACUGUACAUAGUGGUGUGGGUGUGUAUAUGCAGUAUAUGAGUGUUUUUGUAUCACUCACGUUGCAUUUAUGUUUUCUGUGUAUUCUAGAACGUUCCCCUCACAGGCCCAUCCUCCAGGCAGGCCUGCCAGCUAAUCGUACGGCGGUGGUUGGUAGCGACGUGGAGUUUGUCUGUCGAGUUUUCAGCGACCCUCAGCCCCACAUCCAGUGGCUCAAACGCAUCACUAUUAAUGGCAGCAGAGUGGGACCAGAUGGACUGCCUUACGUACGCAUACUGAAGGUACACACACACACAUCUACAUACACAUUCUGAAGGUUAACACACACUGUAUUCACAAGGGCUAUCUCACAAACAUCUCUCUCUUUCUCUCUCUCUCUCAGACUGCAGGGUUUAACACCACGGACAUAGAGAUGGAGGUGUUUACUCUGAGGAACGUGUCUGUGGAGGAUGAAGGAGAGUACACCUGUCUGGCAGGAAACUCUAUAGGACUGUCUCACCACUCUGCCUGGCUCAGUGUGAUCAAAGGUACACACACAAAAAUAAACUAUUCUAAACUUUAUUCACCUUGUGUACAAACCUUUGCAGCCCAAUGUGCUUUAUACAUUUGCACUUAAAAUGGAAGAAGAAAACGGAUCAAAUGUUUAAAAAGUAAAUACAAUAAAAGUUCCCUCUCCUCCAGACCUGCCCCCCUCCCCCGUCCCAUCUCAGGCCUACCUGGAGAUCUUAAUCUACUGCGUCGGUUUCUUCAUCAUUAUGCUCAUGGUCGCCAUAGCGACCGCCUGCCGACUACGCUGCUCCCCGAAGAAGAGCGACUUCAGCAGCCAGCUGGCCGUUCACAAACUGGCCAAGAGCAUUCCCCUACACAGACAGGUAACACACACAUACUAGUGAACCAUGAUCGUGUGAUGCGUAACCUUUGCCUGAGACAUGAAUACUUUUUUUCCUGAGCAAAUCCCUAGGCUUUAGUUCAGUGGGCUAACUCUUAUUACAGUAUAUCCUCUGUCACUGCCUCCCCCUCUCUUUCUCAAGGUGUCAGUAGACUCCUCCUCCUCUCUGCAGUCGGGGGUGUGUCUGGUUAGGCCGUACCGCCUCUCCAGUGGAGCCACACCCAUCCUGACCGGCGUGUCAGUGUAUGAGCUGCCCGCAGACCCGCUCUGGGAGCUGUCACGAGACAGGUACUAGAGGGCUUAUAUCCCUGCAUAGAGAAUACACAACCGAUAAUAUCGGCAUACAUAACAUAAGGCAUGCAUAACCCUACAUAUGGCAUACAUAAUCUGCAUAAGGUGCUCAUAACUUAACCAAGGAGAUUCAUAACCUCCAUGCACAGGACAUUCAUAGCCUUGCGUGUCUGUGUUCUAGGCUGUCUCUGGGGAAGCCGCUGGGUGAAGGUUGUUUUGGUCAGGUUGUGCAAGCAGAGGCUGCAGGUCUGGACAGAGAAAAACCCUCUCGUCUCACCAAGGUUGCCGUCAAGAUGCUCAAAGGUACAUGAAACUACUUCCUGAAAUAUAUUACUCACAUUUAAGGAGAAAAUUGAAAUAAACUGAAAAACAGUGUUUGUAUUGGUUGAUAUUGAUUUGAUGUCACAUCCUGUUUCCUGUGUAGCGGACGCCACAGAGAAGGACCUGAGUGAUCUGAUCUCUGAGAUGGAGAUGAUGAAGAUGAUCGGGAAACACAAGAACAUCAUCAACCUGCUGGGAGCCUGCACACAGGAUGGUAAUACUGGUGCUGUGUGUAUAUGUGUGUGUGUGUGUGUGUGUGUGUGUGUGUGUGUGUGUGUGUGUGUGUGUGUGUGAGUGUGUGUGUGCGCAUGCAUGUGUCCGUGUGUGCGUGUGAGUGAAAUAGCAUUUUAUUAGCACAAAGGAGUACAAUGGCCACAGAACCAAGGGGUAAAGAUAACAGCAGGGGUCCAAGUGCUGAACCUUGGGGAACACCACAUUUUUUAUUAUAACCCUUCUCUCUCUCUCUAGGCCCUCUCUACGUGGUGGUAGAGUAUGCGUCUCAGGGCAACCUGAGGGAGUACCUGCGUUGUCGGAGGCCUGUGGAUCUGGAGUACUGGUCUGGGCCAACCCAGGCCCCCCUGGACAGCCUGGAGGUCAGGGAGCUGGUGUCUGCUGCCUACCAAGUGGCCAGGGGCAUGGCCUAUCUCGCCUCACAGAAGGUCAGAGAAGAGACCAGUGUCUGUCUUUCUGUCUGUCUCUCUCUUCUCUUCUCUGUUUCAUUCUCUUCAUCUGCAUCUAUUAUUUUCUCUUACUCUACCUCUCCCUUUAGUGGACAUUAGUGGAAAUCAGUCAACCAAUAAAUGAAUCAAUCAUGUUUUUUUUUGUAGUGUAUCCACAGAGACCUAGCAGCCAGGAACGUGUUGGUGACAGAGGACAAUGUGAUGAAGAUAGCAGACUUUGGUUUGGCCAGAGACAUCCACCACAUAGACUACUACAAGAAGACCACCAAUGUGAGUAACAUGAUCACAGUGGAGCGAGUAGACGACUGAAAUUCAGACAGAAAGACAGAUAUAUAGAUGGUUUAACCCAGACACUCAGCCCUCCGUGGAAUGAGUUUGACACAUGAUUUAACCCCUUGUUUUCCUCUCAGGGUCGUCUACCAGUGAAGUGGAUGGCUCCAGAGGCUCUGUUCGACCGCAUCUACACACACCAGAGUGACGUGUAAGUCACACUCCUAACUCCUAAUAUACAUUAUGUGGUGUUGUGCCAUGGUGUUGUGCUAUCCAUCCUGUUGUUAUGUGUCUGUAGGUUUACUUUCAAGCCCAGCAAUAACUGUCCCUGAGAAAGUGAUGAAGUUCAUUGUAUUGAAUUCUGUUGUAGGUGGUCGUUUGGGGUGUUGCUGUGGGAGAUCUUUACUCUAGGAGGGUCUCCCUACCCAGGGGUUCCUGUAGAGGAGCUGUUCAAACUGCUGAAGGAGGGACAUCGGAUGGACAGACCAGCUGCCUGCACAGAGGAGCUGUGAGUACACACACACACACACACACACAAGUAUACUGUAAGAAUGUCCUGGCAAGGAUAGUAACAAACACACGCUCUGUUCUAACACUGUGGUGUGUGUUCUCAGGUAUAUCAUGAUGAGAGACUGCUGGCACGCUGUUCCAUCUCGCAGACCAACCUUCCAACAGCUGGUAGAGGAUCUGGACCGCACACUAUCACUCAUGACCAACCAGGUAAACAAACACACACACACACACGCGCGCGCACACACACACACAGUGUCAUUUUCGUAUCAUUUGAAUUGUUCCCCUAAACGUGUCCUCCCUCCAUCUCUCUCAACUCUCUCUAGGAGUAUUUGAAUCUGUCCAUCCCUGAGGUCCAGUAUUCUCCAUUGGGUCCAGACACCAGCAGCUCCUCUGACUCUGUCUUCUCCAGGGAGACGACUCACGGAGCAGAGUACUCUCCCCUGAGCCCGUCCUGGACCUCCACCCUGGCCUACGCACACCACACACCUUCCCGAACCCCGUCUCGGACCUCCACCCUAGCCUAUGAUCACCACAGCCCCUCCCGAACCCCCUCCAGAACAUCUACCCUGACGUACACCAUCCCCACCCAGCACAGCACCACCCGCGGUCACAGCCAACGCUGA
Molecule: messenger RNA, 9250 nt
Organism: Coregonus sp. 'balchen'
Lineage: Eukaryota; Metazoa; Chordata; Actinopteri; Salmoniformes; Salmonidae
Source: the annotation of a GenBank genome assembly